AUGAAGGCUGCUCCCACAAUAGUUGGAUCUGGCUCGGGGACUGCAGCAGUCGCACCCGGCUUGGGGACUUCACAAGCUGGCCCGGGGGCUGCAGCAGCUGGCUCGGGGACUUCGGCAGGCGGCUCGGGGACUACAACAGUUGCACCCGCCCCGGGGACUUCAGAACCCAGCCCAAAGGCUCUAGUAGUCGGCCCGAGGACUUCAAUGACACAGCAAGCGGCGGCCGACUCCAACCUGCCGCCUCCCAACCCAACCGCCCUGGUACUAGUGGCUGUGAUGACAGUGGUAGAAGCACCAUCAUGGGCACAGCCCAUCCUCAACUUCCUGGUGAGCCGAGAGCUACCAGCCGACGAGAUCUUGGCCCGGCAGGUGCAGCGCCGGCUAGUAGCAUACACAAUACUAAACAGAGAGCUUGUCAGGCGCAGCAUGACUGGCGUCUUCCAGCGCUUGGUAGAGCCGGAGAAGGGCAAAGCAAUCCUCAGAGGCAUUCACCAAGGCGAGUGCGGCCACCAUGCGGCCUCCAGAUCCCUUGUCGCCAAAGCUUUCCGCCAAGGAUUCUUCUGGCCGACUGCUUUGGAUGAAGCCAAGGAUUUGGUCAAGAAGUGCAAAGGAUGCCAACGCUUUAGCUCCAAGCAGCACAUGCCGGCUUCUGCACUCAAGACCAUCCCCCUCACUUGGCCGUUUGCCAUGUAG
Messenger RNA from Triticum urartu, 693 nucleotides. The record is from RefSeq and is a predicted model, not a curated record. NCBI's taxonomy places the organism in Eukaryota, Viridiplantae, Streptophyta, Magnoliopsida, Poales, Poaceae.